UUGUAAAGAUUUAAAAGUACCACAUUGAAAUAGUUUUUCAUCGAUUUUUCUCUCCUGUUUAAGGCAUCGUUUAAAAUUUUGAAACAUGAAACAUUCGAAUUUUCAUGUGAAGUUCAAGCGAUUGAGCAAAAUCAUGUUUGUCUUUAAAAAUAUAUAUUUAGGGUGCGAGAGGAGUAUUCUAUUGCUUCAGGUGAGGAUCUCUUUAAAUUCAUUUUCAAUAAAACUAUAUUUUCAGAGAGUCAAGGAACAUAAAAUGGUGAAGCUUUUUAUCGGAAACCUUCCGGACGGAAACCUUGUAACCAACGACGAUGUUAGACCGUUGUUUGCUGAAUAUGGAACCGUGACUGAGUGCGAGAUUAUUAGGAAUUAUGGAUUUGUACACAUGGAGACUGAGGAGGCAGCUGAGACUGCAAUUAAAGAGCUUAAUGGUCGGGAAGUUAAGGGUAGACCAAUGAAGGUUGAGAAAUCUGAGAGUAAAGGACCGAAGAAACCUUCUCAGAAGAUGUUUAUAGGAAAUGUUGCUGAUGGAACAACAAACGAGCAAUUACGGUCUCUGUUUGAGUCUUACUGUGAAGUUCUUGAAGCUGAUGUUAUGACUGGAAAGAACUUUGGAUUCGUCCACAUUGAUGCAUCCGUCGGAAGGGGGAAAACCAACCAGAUUAUCAAGGAAUUGAACGGAUAUGAACUAAACGGUAACAAGAUCCGUGUCCAGCUGUCUACUAGUGGAGUUAGAACUAGACCAGGGAUGGAUGGAGAUCAAUGCUUCAAGUGCGGGAGGGGAGGACACUGGUCUAAAGAAUGCCCCUGGGACGGGAUGGGACCUCCAGGCUUUCGUGGAGGUUUCCGUGGAGGACGUGGUGGUCCCCCACCCUACAUGCGUGGACCACCCAUGGGUCGAGGUGGACCUAGAGGAGGUCGUGGUGGACCUAGAGGAGGUCGAGGGGGACCUCGUAAUGCUCCCUACCCACCUCGAGAUGGAGGAUACGGUCGUGGAUAUCAAAGUUUUGCUGAGGAUGAUUAUGAACCCCGUCAAGGUGGAGGACCUAUGAGAGACUCCUACAGUCGGAGGGAUUAUGGUGGUGGCUACGGAGGAGGUCGGGGUGGAGGUGGAGGCUAUGGUGGAGGACGGGGAGGUGGUGGAGGAGGGGAGAUGUACAGCAGGAGAUCCCCAGCCAGGGAUUCCAGUACACCCAGCUCCUUCAACCAGCAUCCUAGUAAUAUUGUUCUAGCAGGAAAACGUUUCUUACCGUCAAUAAUUUCAUUUGAUUUAAUCAUCAAUAAAUAUAUCUUUUUUAUCGUUACUUUUUUUAGUAAUUUAUUUUUUUUGUUCAUUUUUAUACUUUCAAACUUUGAUCUUCAUGGGAAAGUAUUUUUGGGCCUUUGUCCAUCUAAGGAAUAUAAAAAUCUGUUUGUGCGUUAAAUUGGUGUACGUAAAUAGGGGUAUUUUGAUACAUCUUUGGAGCAAGCCUAGAGGGAACAGCGUUAACGUUCUCAGAGACGUACUCAAGGGGCUAUUAAUUAGUGGAAUCUAGAUUACAGGUCAUUUUUAGUCCCAAUAGGUGCUGAAACUCUCCCUGGAUAGCCCCCAGAUAAAUCACGGAGUACGCUUCUCAACGUUUUAAUGAAAAAUUACAAAGUCUUCGGCUCCUCCUGCUUUUACCAAAUCAGAAGACAUAAUAUUAUAACUUAGCAAUAAACGUUUUCAGAACUGCUCAAAACUGUAAGAUAUAUUGAAUCAGUAUUAUAGAAUGUGUUAAAUUACACCAUAAUUUUAAAAGUUGUUUAUUUAAUUAUUUUUUUUGUUGAAAUUCUUUCUGUUUUGUUGCAAUUAUACUGAAUUAAUUUCA
Messenger RNA from Eurytemora carolleeae, 1847 nucleotides. Its product is annotated as RNA-binding protein lark-like. Gene Ontology annotation, molecular function: zinc ion binding; mRNA binding. The transcript is spliced from 9 exons. Gene Ontology annotation, cellular component: cytosol. The record is from RefSeq and is a predicted model, not a curated record. The coding region runs from base 86 to 1420 and encodes 444 amino acids. Lineage: Eukaryota; Metazoa; Arthropoda; Copepoda; Calanoida; Temoridae.